Molecule: messenger RNA, 858 nt
Organism: Amphimedon queenslandica
Lineage: Eukaryota; Metazoa; Porifera; Demospongiae; Haplosclerida; Niphatidae
Product: F-box/LRR-repeat protein 15-like
Exons: 2
Coding region: 1-843 (280 amino acids)
Source: RefSeq, a predicted model, not a curated record
AUGGCUACUUUUCUAUCUCUGCCUUUGGAGGACGUUAUUUUCCCUCAGAUCCUUUCCCGACUUGCUCCUUUGGAAGUAUGGUCACUAAGACUUGUUUCUCGAGACUUCUACUCACUUGUUUACGAAUAUUAUGCUACAAGCUGUCACAGAGUGGACUUUAUCAAACUAGAGGAGCUCAAUGUUCAUAUUGUCUGUAGGAUAUUGACUCACUGCCAGAGACUCAAGCAGCUCAGAUUAAAUGGUGAUUGUCUCAGGCAUCAUGGUAACAGUAAAACUAAAGGUGACCAUAUUUUGCUGUCACUGAAAAGAACGAGACCUUCUCUUUCUGUGCUGCAUUUACAGUCCUUACUUCUUUCUGGAACAGCAGUUGAUAUCUUAAAGGAUUGUUGCAAAGAUAUCAAAAGACUCUCACUCAUUGACAUAACUGUAGAAGGAAAGCCAAAUGAGAUGAGUAAUAUAAUCAGUGAUGAUUGCUCAUCGUUGGAAGAAAUUAGAAUUGUUGACUCCUCUUUCUCUCAUCACCGAUUACAGACAGUAUUACCAGAACAAAAAGAAUUGAAAAUAUUAGAGCUAAGCGGAUGCCAUCAUGUCAAGCUUGAAUUCAUAUUCCCUUCCCUACCUUUCCUCCAUACACUCUCCUUUAGUCACUUAUCCUGGAUAUCAGACCAAAUAUUACUGACAGCAAUUGAGUAUUGUCCAUUGACUGUAUUGGAGGUCUCUCAUUGUCCUCUAGUGACGUAUAAAGGAUUGCAGAUGUUACAAGAAAAAGGAGUAACUGUUAUUAGCAAUGUAUUAUCACCCAAUGUAAUACCAACAUCAUCUUUUACAAUAAACCAGAUAUAAAAAAUAGUUAAUAAA